Molecule: messenger RNA, 1148 nt
Organism: Panonychus citri (citrus red mite)
Lineage: Eukaryota; Metazoa; Arthropoda; Arachnida; Trombidiformes; Tetranychidae
Product: zinc metalloproteinase nas-14-like
Exons: 2
Coding region: 116-904 (262 amino acids)
Biological process (GO): proteolysis
Molecular function (GO): metalloendopeptidase activity; zinc ion binding
Source: RefSeq, a predicted model, not a curated record
UAAUAACAAUUAGUCAGUUAAAGAUUUACCUGGAUCGUUAAUUGUUUAAUUGUGCAAAAAAAAAUCAACAAAAUUGAAUUUGAUUGUAAACAUUUAACAAAAACAACUGAAUAAUAUGUUGACUGAUCAACCAAAUUUAAUUGUUACUCUUUUCGUAUCUAUUAUAUUUAUUAUCAGAAUCAAAUUAAGUUAUUGUUAUAAAUUAACUUCAAUUGAUUUACCUUCAUCUCCAUCAUCAACAACAACCGGAUUAUUGGGAGUGUUAACAUCACAAUCAACUGAUUUAUGGAUUAACGGAAUUGUACCUUAUCGAUUUAGUCCCAAAUUUGACGAUUGGGGACAAUUAGAAGUUCGUUCAGCUAUGGACAUGAUUGAAAGUGUUUCGUGUGUUAAAUUUAUCGAAGCUCAACAAUCAGCCAUUGAUUAUGUUCUCAUCUCUCCGGGUCGAGGUUGUUCAUCGGAGAUCGGUAAGGUUGGUGGUCGACAAGAUCUCUACCUGGACAUACCUUAUUGUGUAGAUCGAGGAACAAUUUUACAUGAACUUCUCCAUACUCUCGGAUUAAUGCAUGAACAUGCUCGCCCUGAUCGUGACAAUUACAUUAAUAUUAAUUGGUCCAACAUCGAUGAGAAACAUCGUCGAAACUUUAAAUUGUUACCUAAAUUGUUGGGUGACCUUUAUUCCGAUGAACCAUAUGAUUACAAAUCAAUCAUGCAUUAUUCAAGUUCCAUGUGGUCAGUUGAUCCUAAACUACCAACGAUCACACCGAAAGGUUCAGAAGUCGCGAUCAAUGAGUUGGGUUAUCACCUCGAAAAUAAAUCAUUGUCACCUGAUGAUAUUAAUAAGAUUUGCAAGCUUUACCAAUGCAAUCGGGUCAAUAAUCAAUCUAAUUACUUGAGAGCUUAAUCCAUAACAAUUAAGCUAUUAAUUAGACAACGAGGUCCAAACAAACUUGGUAAAUCUCACACAGAAUUACAAUCUGAACCAUCAACGGCACUUAAUUAACUUAAACCCUAAUUUAUUGAAACGAUUUAUUAUUCAAUUCAUUUCCAUUUGAUUGGCAUUUUUAUAACUGAACCUUUUUAUAUUUGAUAACCUCCAACAUUAUUUUUGUAAAUCAGUAUUAAACGUAACCGUAUUUAUAUCAUAA